CCGCAACCUCGCGCUGCCUGCCUGCUCGUCAAUCUCGCUACCUUCAUCCCCCCCCGGUCGCCUUCGCUUUUGCGCAACCAGAAAACGGAGGAUGCGCGAGACCCUGCCUGCGCAUCGUAUGACUCACACCGUUCGCGCCCGCCUCACUUGUUAAACAAUACCGCAAUCGAUCGACUUGCGAAACGGCCCCCCUCCCCCUCUCCGCGUUCGCCACCAGCACCAGAGCAGUCUAUAAGUGUUGUUGGUUCUCCGCUCUUUCGGUCGCAACGCACACGCCACCCGCCACGCGACGACGCGACGGACCACUACCCGCGUCUCGAGGGCUUUGGCGACGCCCGCUGCUGCUGCUGCUGCCUGCUACGCGCCGGACCCGGGAAGCGCAUUUCGCCGCGGCGCCGAAGUCGACAUUCUGCCCCGUCGCUGUUACUCCUCUACAAACUAGAAGCAGGCGGCGCCCACCGAAAUUGAGGAGGCCAUCUAUCCAACCGCUCACACACAGUCGAGCCCGGCGCUCAGAAACCUCGUCCAUCCCGCGAACAUGUCGCGCCGCUCGCGCCGCGGUGCCGCCAACGAUGCGGCGGGCGCGGGCCUCGCGCCCGAAGGCUCCCUCCCCGUCGACGGCUCCUGGCGCAUGGUCGAGGGCGAGCACGACAGCUUCGACACCACCAUCCUACCCUCGUCGCUGCCCGCCGCCGAUGACGACUACGACGGCAUCUUGAUGCCCCUGUCGAGCGGCCAGCCGUCCUCGGGCUUCCCCUCGCAGCUCUCAGCCGCCGGCGUCGGCGGAGGCGCAGGCUCGUCGUCGCAGUCGCAGUCGCAGCCCGGCGCCGCCGCCUCGCAGGAUAGCAUCCGCGACUUUGCCAAGCACCAGGACGACGAGCAGGUCAUCCUGCGCGAGCCGUUCCGCCCCAGCCUGGCGGUGUCGCGGCGCAGCAGCGCGCAGGGCAGCGGACUCGCCUACCGCACGCCCGAGCCGCAGUUCCGCAUGCCCAUGGUGGACGUGGUCGGCGGCGGUCGGAGCAGCAGCGGGAACAGCUCGCGCACGGUGCGCCCGUCGUACGGCUGGGCACGCGCCGACGAGGACGACGCGACCGACGACAGGUCGCUGCGCCGCCGCGCCAAGGGCGGCGCUUCGACCCUCGGCAGCCCGACGUCAAAGAACAGGGCGGCGGUGUUGGGGGCGCGCCGCCGCGGGGCCAGGAGGGAUUCCUUUGACGACGAGACGGACUACAAAGCGGCAGCGUCCAGGCAGCGUCGCGGCAGCCGCACGCAGGACGGCGACGGCACCCUCGAGGGGAUUAAGGGACACCUGCUCGCGGCCCUCCCGUCCACCGUCCACAAGCUUCUCGUCUGGGCCGGCGAGGUGGUGCUCAUCGCCAUGAACUACGCAAAAUACCCGCUCGGCGCGCUGCUCGCCGUCUACCUCGUCUUUGGCGGGCUCAUCAUCGCCCAGAACAUGGCCACGCACAGCCUCUACGCCGCCGUCUCGCCCCUGUGCCGCGUGCCCGGCGCGUCGCUGCUCGGCCUGCCAUUUUGCCCGCCGUCAUCCGCAUCGUCGUCGUUCCCCCUGUUCCCCAACGGCACGGCCAGGCCGCCGCACGACCACCAACAACAACAUCACGUCGAGUUCGACGAACUCAUGGGCGUGCAGUCCAAGUUCGAGCAGGUGCUCGAGAAGAGCGCCGACGGCGUCUCGCUGCCCUUUGAGAUGAAGCGCUCCGAGGCGGCGGUGCGCGACCUGCGCAGCCUCGUGCGCCACAGCGACAUCCAGGCGCGCGGCGAGCUGGUGCUCGAGUUUGACGGCUACAUCGACAUGGCCCGCCGCGCCGCCGCGGACCUGCAAAAGUUCAACACGCACGUCGGCUCCGCCGUCGACGCCGUCAUCUCCAUCAACCGCUGGACCUCGCGCUACAUCGACUCCCUGUCGCCCGAGGCGCUCGACGGCGGCGGCUUCGGCGGCGGCGGCGAUGGCGGGCUACCCUCGGCCCUCGCCGAGUGGACCGCCUGGCUCUUUUACCCCUUCCAGCCCGCGACGGCUGGCCACGACGAGCUCUUCAGCGAGCGCGCCAUCCUCGACAAGUACAUUGAGCACACGGCCCUCGUAUCGGACCGCAUCGCCACGCUCAUCCUCGAGGCGCAGGGCAUCCUCCGCCUGCUGACCCAGGCCGAGGACCACCUCUCGCUCAUCUACGACAUCACGUCGCGCUCCUCGUCCACCAUCGCCUCGCGCCGCGACGAGAUCCUGUGGACCGUCUGGACCCUCGUGGGCGCCAACUCGCGCCGCCUGCACAGCCUCGCCCGCCAGCUCGCCCUGCUGCGCCAGGUCGACGCCCAGCGCUCCUCGGCCGUCGAGCAGGUCAGCGCCCUCAUCCUCGAGCUCGAGGGCAUCCAGGCCGGGCUCGGCGACCUGCGCGACCGCGUCGCCGAGCCGGAGCUUGCCGCCGUGGCGGCCGGAGGAGCCGGCACGGGCACGGGUAGCGGCGGCGGCGGCCGCGCGCGCAUCCCCCUGAGCGUGCACAUCGAGACCAUCGACCGCGGCGUCGAGCGCCUGCAGGGGGCGCGCGCGAGGCUGCGCGUCGCCGAGGACGAGCGCGUGCGGGACGCCAUGGCUCGGGCCGGCAUCAAGAGCGACGAGGACCGCCUCAUUGACGCGGCGCGCGGCCGCUAAAGAACAAAGAACACGAAGAAGGAGAAGAAGGGAAAGAGACAGGCCGAUCAUGGCUGCCUGCCAACGUACCCACCUACCUACCUAUCUACCUCGGGUCUCUGCGCCGGGCUUGCUUCACAUCCCCCUGAGGACCAUUGACGCCCCCCCCCCCCCCCGGGCAGCACAGACGGAUGAGAAAGGAGGACUCUAGAAAGUAUAUCCGGGAACCAAACAAGUACAAAGUGUAAAGCUCGCGUUGUCCAAUUUUUCCAUGCCCGGAGUUUUUGGGUUGUCUUUUUUUCUUUUCUUUUCUCAAUUUUUUGUAACGGAACAUUUUUUAUCCCUCCUCCUCCACCUCAACCUUUUUGGUUCCUGGCCUGUUGUUUAGAUGCGUGAUGGAUGGACGAUCGAUGGAUGGAUGGAUUUCAGGCCGGCGUUUGUUGGAUUGAUUAAUCAGCCACGCGAUGUGCGAGGUAAGUUAGUUACUACUUGAAAGUAGGUACGGCAUAUAGUAUAUAUAUACUCAAGACGAUACACACGUCGUCAAAAUCACCACACACACACACACACACA
Molecule: messenger RNA, 3220 nt
Organism: Purpureocillium takamizusanense
Lineage: Eukaryota; Fungi; Ascomycota; Sordariomycetes; Hypocreales; Ophiocordycipitaceae
Exons: 1
Coding region: 539-2668 (709 amino acids)
Source: RefSeq, a predicted model, not a curated record